Messenger RNA from Jaculus jaculus (lesser Egyptian jerboa), 1415 nucleotides. RefSeq names its product BRMS1 transcriptional repressor and anoikis regulator (gene Brms1). The transcript is spliced from 10 exons. Gene Ontology annotation, molecular function: histone deacetylase binding. NCBI's taxonomy places the organism in Eukaryota, Metazoa, Chordata, Mammalia, Rodentia, Dipodidae. The record is from RefSeq and is a predicted model, not a curated record. Bases 159 to 899 code for a protein of 246 amino acids. Gene Ontology annotation, biological process: negative regulation of transcription by RNA polymerase II. Gene Ontology annotation, cellular component: Sin3-type complex.
GCUCCCACACUUCUCCCGGAGUCUCCGACGUGAGGCGGGAGGCGUCCGUCCCCGCGGUGCGUAUCGCCAUGCCCGGCGGGCACGGUCUCCUCCUGGGAAGCUGAAGCGGAGACUUAACCGGCCGGCGCGCGCGGGGGGAUCGGGGCGCGAGAGUCCAGAUGCCCAUCCAGCCUACAGGCAAAGAAACAGAGGAGAUGGAGGCUGAGGGCGAUUCAGCAGCCGAGAUGAAUGGAGAGGAGGAUGAGAGUGAGGAAGAACGGAGUGGCAGUCAGACUGAAUCGGAAGAGGAGAGCUCAGAGAUGGACGACGAGGACUAUGAACGGCGCCGCAGUGAGUGUGUCAGUGAGAUGCUGGACCUGGAGAAGCAGUUCUCAGAACUGAAGGAGAAGUUGUUCAGGGAGCGGCUGAGCCAGCUGCGCUUGCGGCUGGAGGAAGUGGGGGCUGAGAGAGCCCCAGAAUACACAGAACCUCUUGGAGGGCUGCAGCGGAGCCUCAAGAUCCGCAUUCAGGUGGCAGGGAUCUACAAGGGCUUCUGUCUGGAUGUAAUCAGGAAUAAGUAUGAGUGUGAGCUUCAGGGAGCCAAACAGCACCUGGAGAGCGAGAAGCUACUGCUGUAUGACACACUGCUUGGGGAGCUGCAGGAGCGGAUCCAGAGGCUGGAGGAGGACCGCCAGAGCCUGGACAUCAGUUCUGAGUGGUGGGAUGACAAGCUGCACACCAGAGGCAACUCAAAAGCCUGGGACUCUUUGCCACCCAGCAAGAGGAAGAAGGCACCUCUUGUUUCUGGCCCCUACAUUGUAUACAUGCUGCAGGAGAUAGACAUCCUGGAGGACUGGACCGCCAUCAAAAAGGCCAGAGCAGCAGUGUCCCCUCAGAAGAGAAAAGCAGAUGGACCAUGACCUUGCCAGUCACAGCCAGGGGAUCAUGGAGCAACUGGCACCACACCUGGGAUUCACAUUUUUCUGCAAAGGCAAGAGCUGCCCAGCAACUCUCCAGUAUUUACUGCUGCCUCCUCUCCCCAGCCAUCACUGGCCUUGGACCCCUUUGCCCUCCUUGGGGCCUGCACAGCUGUGGCCCUGGAGCUGACCUGUGUAAACAAGACUGUGGUCUCCAUUCUUAGCCAGCUCACCACCAGCCCCUUCGUGAAGCGUAGCCUCCUCAGUGUCCCCUGGACAAAGAAUACAGGCCUUAUUUGAAGCCAAAGCAACAGCCCUUCUGACCUCAGACCCUGGCCCCUCAGCCAUUGAACUGGGGAGCUGAGCCUCACUGCAGGAGGAACUCUUGCUCUAGAAGCAAUAUGUUGGGGUCCCGCCCAUCCCAGCGGAGGUGGCAGCCAGGCUCUGCAGGGUUUCUCAGGUCAUUCCUGGUGUCUGCCUCUUAGAUUUUAAGGACUGAAAUUAAAAUCAUUCCUAGGA